This is a messenger RNA of Hippoglossus stenolepis (Pacific halibut), 2879 nucleotides long. It is a transcript of the gene slc38a9, whose product is annotated as solute carrier family 38 member 9. The transcript has 15 exons. NCBI's taxonomy places the organism in Eukaryota, Metazoa, Chordata, Actinopteri, Pleuronectiformes, Pleuronectidae. Bases 238 to 1941 code for a protein of 567 amino acids. Gene Ontology annotation, molecular function: amino acid transmembrane transporter activity. Gene Ontology annotation, biological process: amino acid transmembrane transport. The record is from RefSeq and is a predicted model, not a curated record.
CACAAACACACACACACGGAAUCGGGUGGAUCAACGUCUCUUCACUUCCUCCACUUCCUCACUUCCUCUCUUCCUCUCUCCACGGAUCCGCUCGUGUAUUUCCGUGUCCUCACCGACUGAGACCGGAGACUGUUGAAUCUUUCGUGCGUGUUGAAUCUUUCGUGCGUGUUGACGUAUGGUUAAGAAUCCACGGACCCUGAGAUGACCUGAGGACCUGCAGUAACUGAACGUCAGGUGAUGACAGCGGAGCGGCUGGAAGUCACAGACAUGGAGGACGACAGCCGGCCGCUGCUGAGCUCGGGUCAAACAGGAGAGAGCUACUCACACAGAGGCUCCACAGACUCUCUGGACUUCAAGGCCAAAAGGCCGUUCCACGUAGAGCCCCGGAACAUCGUGGGCGAGGACCCUCAGGAGAGAGUCUCUGCUGAAGCUGCCAUCCUCAACAGCAGAGUUCAUUAUUACAGCCGACUGACGGCCUCGUCUGAUAGGCUGCUGAGUCCUCCGAACCAUGUGAUCCCCCGAGCGGAGGAGAUCUACGUCUACAGCCCCCUGGGGACGGCGUUCAAGGUGACGUCCAGCGACUACUCGUCUAAAAACCCCAGCAUCAUCACCAUUUUUGCGAUAUGGAACACGAUGAUGGGAACGUCGAUACUCAGCAUUCCUUGGGGCAUAAAACAGGCCGGCUUCACGCUCGGGAUCCUCAUCCUCAUCUUUCUAGGUCUGCUGAUGCUCUACUGUUGUUACAUCGUCCUCAAGUCACCGAAGUCAAUACCCUACAUAGACACGGCCGACUGGGAAUUCCCCGACGUCUGUCAUUACUACUUUGGAAAGUUCGGACAAUGGUCCAGCUUGGUUUUCUCCAUGGUGUCGCUCAUCGGAGCCAUGGUGGUUUACUGGGUCCUCAUGUCCAACUUCCUGUACAACACGGGACAGUUUAUCUACAAUUCCGCUCACAAUGUCAACACGACAGAUUCCGAGUUUGGAACCAACGGCUCAGAGAGAGUCGUCUGUCCAUUCCCAAACACCGACCCCGGAGGGAACGACACCGUCAGCUCGCUUUACCUCAGCGUCAGUGGAAAUGACACGUCUGACGUCUUUGGACACUGGUGGAGCAAAACCAACACCGUCCCCCUCUACCUCAUCGUCCUGCUGCUGCCGCUGCUCUGCUUCCGCUCAGCCUCCUUCUUCGCAAGGUUCACCUUCCUGGGCACCAUAUCAGUCGUCUACCUGAUCGUGUUGGUCACCAUUAAGACUUCACGCCUUGGGUUCCACCUGAACUUCCACUGGUUUGACACCAGCGAGUUCUACGUUCCAGAGUUCAGGUUGUUGUUUCCUCAGCUCAGUGGCGUCCUCACUUUGGCCUUUUUCAUUCACAACUGUGUCAUCACAUUAAUGAAGAGCAACAAGCACCAGGAGAACAACGUGCGGGACCUGUCUGUGGCGUACCUCCUGGUCGGGCUCACCUACCUCUACGUGGGGGUGUUGAUCUUUGCUUCCUUUCCUUCACCUCCUCUCUCCAAAGACUGCAUCGAGGCAAACUUCUUGGAUAACUACCCCAGCAGCGACGUCAUGGUGUUCGUGGCUCGGAGCUUCCUGCUCUUCCAGAUGAUCACGGUCUACCCCCUGCUGGGAUACCUGGUGCGGGUCCAGAUGAUGGGUCAGAUCUUUGGGAAUCAUUACCCCAGUUUCUUCCACGUUCUGUCUCUGAACAUCUUAAUCGUUGGAGCUGGUGUCCUCAUGGCCAAGUUCUAUCCCAACAUUGGAUCCAUCAUCCGGUUUUCUGGAGCUACAUGCGGCCUGGCUCUGGUGUUCGUCUUCCCUGCGCUGGUCCACAUGAUCUCUCUGAAGCGACAGGGGGCGCUCCGCUGGCCGUCCGCCCUGUUCCACAGCUUCCUGAUCCUGCUGGGCUUGGCCAACCUAGUGGCUCAGUUCUUCAUGUAGCAGACGCUGUGAGCGAGUCACAGACGUGACGGAGGAAUCUCUGGAUUUACGUGUUUGUGUCGCUCGGAGCGUUGGGAGGUCACAGCUGCCUCCGGCCAAUCAGAGUCUGUGGCUGUGGUUAAAGACUGAAUAUCUCACACUCUAACUGAAGCCCGUUUCUGUAUCAGAGGGAAACAGGACUCCAGUGUCUCGGUUUGAUCAAGUUAUCUUUUUAUCUUCUUCAUGCUGUUUAGCUGCUGGUUUUUCUAUGAGCUAAUCUUCCUCAGAGAUAAUUUCCGUUAUGUUGCGGCUGAUUAUCCCUGAACUGAUCCCAGGCUGCCGACCACACGCUGACACGCUGUGUGGAAACAAACGCUGCUUUCCUUAUCACAUCAGGAACGGGACGUGUUGAGAGUGAAAACACGACCGGGGGAGUUUCUUUUAAACUGUCGUAAUAAAACCUGUUUUUUUAACCGGAGUCAAACUACAUCUGAGAAGAGCUUUGAUUCCACGACACUGAUUUUAAAGAUGCUGUUGUUGAUACGUUUUACAAUAAAAAUGUGACAGCUCAUCACCGUUAAGGACGAAUGCAGAGAAUCAUCAGCACAGACGUGAGCGAUCACGUCUCUGGAGAUAUUCAAACGGUUGGAAACAAGUUUACGAGUUUGAAAUGUGAUGAAAUCUGUGUUUCACAAUCACUGCAGGUUUAAAUGAGUUACUUGGGAUUUUACCAUCGUGUGGAGUUGCGUCACCAGGGAAUUGGGUUACUAACAAUGUUUGUGCGUGUGCAGGACGGACGUGUCAGCUCUUGGUUUUUUUAAAGAAACUUUUGGCACUAGCUUUUUAAUUGUUAUUAUCAGCGUUGAUUGACAUGUUUACAUGAUGCCUGUGUUCCGUGUGUUGUGUGUUAUCAAUGGAAGGGAUCGACAAAGGGAAAAUAAAACCAUAUAAGUCCAGAA